Molecule: messenger RNA, 3024 nt
Organism: Pan troglodytes (chimpanzee)
Lineage: Eukaryota; Metazoa; Chordata; Mammalia; Primates; Hominidae
Gene: STX5
Product: syntaxin 5
Exons: 11
Coding region: 354-1367 (337 amino acids)
Biological process (GO): vesicle fusion; endoplasmic reticulum to Golgi vesicle-mediated transport; intracellular protein transport
Cellular component (GO): endomembrane system; SNARE complex; Golgi membrane
Molecular function (GO): SNARE binding; SNAP receptor activity
Source: RefSeq, a predicted model, not a curated record
GGACACCACCGGGCAGCUGGUUCUUUAAGGCUCCUUCCCGGAGGCGGGCCCAGCCCCCUGAGCGCCUGCUGUAGUACUCUGGGGCGGGGUCACGGUGGCGCCUUAGCCAAUGGGAGGGCGGGAUCGCUCUGCGUUUGGGUGUGGGGCGUGUCUUUCGGGUCGCUGGGCUUGAAACGCGUGGGACCGCCCCCUCGUCACUGGGGGUGGGGUUACGUGUAGGUGACGUGGCUGCUUCCAGUCUUCGGUCGGGUUUCGGCGGCUUCAGUGCUCGGGGAGGAGGCAGUGACGGCCGGUGAGAUUGGAAGUGGCGGCGGCGGCAGGCGGCAGAGGGGAGUCCGAGGUUAUGCGUCUCAAUGAUCCCGCGGAAACGCUACGGGUCUAAGAACACGGAUCAGGGUGUCUACCUGGGUCUCUCAAAGACACAGGUCCUGUCCCCUGCAACUGCUGGCAGUAGCAGCAGCGACAUCGCCCCUCUGCCCCCCCCAGUGACCCUCGUCCCUCCCCCUCCCGACACCAUGUCCUGCCGGGAUCGGACCCAGGAGUUUCUGUCUGCCUGCAAGUCGCUGCAGACCCGUCAGAAUGGAAUCCAGACAAAUAAGCCAGCUUUGCGUGCUGUCCGACAACGCAGUGAAUUCACCCUCAUGGCCAAGCACAUUGGGAAAGACCUUAGCAACACAUUUGCCAAGCUGGAGAAGCUGACAAUCUUGGCAAAGCGCAAGUCCCUCUUUGAUGAUAAAGCAGUGGAAAUUGAAGAGCUAACGUAUAUCAUCAAACAGGACAUCAAUAGCCUCAACAAACAAAUUGCUCAGCUCCAGGAUUUUGUGAGGGCCAAGGGCAGCCAGAGUGGCCGGCACCUGCAGACCCACUCCAACACCAUUGUGGUCUCCUUGCAGUCGAAACUGGCUUCUAUGUCCAAUGACUUCAAAUCGGUUUUAGAAGUGAGGACAGAGAACCUGAAGCAGCAGAGGAGCCGGAGAGAGCAGUUCUCCCGGGCACCUGUGUCAGCCCUGCCCCUUGCCCCUAACCACCUGGGCGGUGGUGCUGUGGUUUUGGGGGCAGAGUCCCAUGCCUCCAAGGAUGUCGCCAUCGACAUGAUGGACUCUCGGACCAGCCAGCAGCUGCAGCUCAUUGACGAGCAGGAUUCCUACAUCCAGAGUCGGGCAGACACCAUGCAGAACAUUGAGUCGACAAUUGUUGAGCUGGGCUCCAUCUUUCAGCAGUUGGCACACAUGGUUAAGGAACAGGAGGAAACCAUUCAGAGACAGAGUCUCACUCUGUUGCCCAGGCUGGAGUACAGUGGCGCGAUCUCGGCUUACUGCAAGCUCUGUCUCCUGGGUUCACACCAUUCUCCUGCCUCAGCCUCCUGAGUAGCUGGGACUACAGGCGCCCACCACCAUGCCCGGCUAAUUUUUUUUGUAUUUUUAGUAGAGACGGGGUUUCACCGUGUUAGCCAGGAUGGUCUCGAUCUCCUGACCUCGUGAUCCGCCUGCCUCGGCCUCCCAAAGUGCUAGGAUUACAGGCACGAGCCACCGCACCCGGCCUCACCUUCUUUUUUGAAGGAUGUUUUCUCUGGAUAUAGAAUUCUGGAUAUACAGUUGUUUUUUCUUUUUUUUAACUUUUUAUUUAUUUUUUCCUGAGACAGGGUCUCACUUUCUUGCCCAUGCUGGAGUGCAGUGGCACGAUCAUGGCUCACUGCAGCCUUGACCUCCCACCUCAGCCUCCUGAGUAGCUGGAGCUACAGGCAUACACCACCACACCAGGCUGAUUUUUUUUCUUUUCUUUUUUUUUUGGUAGAGACAGGGAUCUCACAUGUUGCCCAGGCAGGUCUCAAACUCCUGGGCUCAAGAAAUCUUCCCACCUUGACCUCCCAAUGUGCCUGGCUCAUACAGAUUUAUUCUUUUUUUUUUUUUUUUUUUUUCUGAGACAGAGUUUUGCUCUUGUUGCCCAGACUGGAGUGCAGUGGUGCGAUCUCGGCUCAUUGCAGUCUCCACUUCCUGGAUUCAAGUGAUUCUUGUGCCUCAGCUUACCGAGUAGCUGGGAUUACAGGCAACCACUAGCAUACCCAGCUAAUUUUUUUUUUUGUAUUUUUAGUAGAAAUGGGGUUUCACUAUGUUGGCCAGGCUGGUCUUGAACUCCUGACCUCAAGUGAUCCUCCCACGUCCGCCUCCCAAAAUGCUGGGAUCACAGGCAUGAGCCACAGCACCUGGCCCUAUCAUGUCUCUUUUUUUUUUUUUUUUUGAGAUGGAGUUUCACUCUUGUCACCCAGGCCAGCAUGCAGUGGUGCGAUCUUGGCUCACUGCAACCUCUGCCUCCUGGAUUCAAGUGAUUCUCCUGCCUCAGCCUCCUGAGUAGCUGGGAUUACAGGUGCCCGCCACCACGCCUGGCUAAUUUUUUGUAUUUUUAGGAGAGAUGGGGUUUUGCCAUGUUGGGCAGUCUGGUCUCGAACUACUGACCUCAGGUGAUCCGCCCACCACGUGAGCCACCACACCCAGCCUCUGAGUUUCUUUUAUGUGUAAAUUUGUCUUUAAAUUUAGGAAGUAUUUGGCUAUUAUUACUUUAAACAUUUUUCUGCCUCUUUCUGUCCUUACCAUCUGGAAAUAUAUACAUAUAUAUGUUUCCAGGUACAUGUCUUAUAUAAUAAGUUUAUAUUUAUUUUAUGUAUAUUUUCAGGUCAAUCUGCUGUUAAGCCCAUUUGGUGAAUUUUUUUAGAUAAUUUUCAGUUUCAAAUUUACACUUGGUUCUUUUUUAGAGAUUAUGUUUCUCUGCUGUGAUUUACUACCUUCUUAGUGAGUACAAGCAUAUUUUCCCUCAGUUAUAAUAGCUGCCUUAAAAUUUAAUUCUCAUCAUCUGGAUUAUCCUAGGGAUGGUGCCAUUCAUUGCCUUUUCUCUUCUGUAUGGGUCACAGUUCCCUGUUUCAUUGUAUAUCUACUAAUUGAGGAUUUUAUCGUACAUGUUAUUGAUAUGAAGAGUCUGGAUUAUGUUAUGUUUCUAUAAAGAAUGUUGACUUUUUUGUUUUCGCAGGCA